AUGGGCUUCGAUAUUUGUAUGCGCUCCAUAGCCGUAGCUGGCAAAGCUAUGGGAAUGAGCAAUUCUAGAAUUACGGAAAUCACUGGCCUUCCGAAAGGCACAAUCAAUGCGACAUACAGAAAGGCCCUGGAGCGAGGUUUUGAUCCGGAUACUGUCCCCUGGAAUCUCUGCGAUGCCAUGCUAGCCGAUGCCCCUCGUUCCGGCCGGCCGAGAAAGCAAGAACCCAAAGACCCGAUUACUCCCGAACUCACGUCGUGA
Molecule: messenger RNA, 258 nt
Organism: Penicillium paradoxum
Lineage: Eukaryota; Fungi; Ascomycota; Eurotiomycetes; Eurotiales; Aspergillaceae
Exons: 1
Coding region: 1-258 (85 amino acids)
Source: RefSeq, a predicted model, not a curated record